Drosophila subobscura is the source of this 1601-nucleotide messenger RNA. RefSeq names its product succinate dehydrogenase [ubiquinone] iron-sulfur subunit (gene SdhBL). Gene Ontology annotation, biological process: tricarboxylic acid cycle; respiratory electron transport chain; aerobic respiration. Gene Ontology annotation, cellular component: mitochondrial membrane. Gene Ontology annotation, molecular function: electron transfer activity; 2 iron, 2 sulfur cluster binding. The transcript has a single exon. Lineage: Eukaryota; Metazoa; Arthropoda; Insecta; Diptera; Drosophilidae. The coding region runs from base 16 to 1065 and encodes 349 amino acids. The record is from RefSeq and is a predicted model, not a curated record.
UUUCGGGAUUUUCAGAUGUUUUUGCUGCGCAGGCAGCUACAGCUGCAGAGCAGUCAGAAAGCGUUGAAGUUUAUGGCAACCGUCGCUUGUCGUCAGCCAUCGAUUUGGUUGGCGGAUGUGAGAGUACCUGAGGGCACCGUCACGUUGGCAGCAACAGCAGCGGCAGGGGGUGACAAGAAGGCACCACCAGCCAAGGGGCCGGAUCCACCGAAGGAGCCACCAAAGGCGCCACCAGCCGCUGCAGAGAAGAAAAAGGAUGCUGCACCACCACCAGCAGCACCACCGCCACCGCCCAAGCCCCUGGAGAAGCGUGUGAAGAACUUUGAGGUCUAUCGCUGGCAGCCCGGAGAGCAGCCCCAGAUGCAGACCUAUCCCAUCGAUUUGUCGCAGUGCGGCGCCAUGGUGCUGGACGCUUUGAUCAAGAUCAAGAACGAGGUCGACCAGACACUGACCUUUCGCCGCUCCUGCCGCGAGGGCAUCUGUGGUUCGUGUGCCAUGAACAUCAAUGGCACCAACACCCUAGCCUGUGUCACGCCCAUUGACCAGAGCCUGGGGAGUCCGUGCCGCAUCUAUCCCUUGCCGCAUCUGUAUGUAGUGCGGGAUCUGGUGCCGGAUCUGAGCCAGUUCUACGAUCAGUACCGCUCCAUCCAGCCCUGGCUGCAGCGCAAGAAUAUACAGAACGAGAUGGGCAAGGCGCAGUAUCUGCAGUCCCUGGAGGAUCGCAACAAGCUGGAUGGCCUGUACGAGUGCAUUCUGUGCGCCUGCUGUCAGACCUCGUGCCCCUCCUACUGGUGGAACAGUGACAAGUACCUGGGACCGGCCGUCCUCAUGCAGGCCUACCGCUGGGUCAUCGACUCCCGUGACGAGGCCACCGACCAGCGGCUGUGCUUCCUGCAGGACCCCUGGAAGCUGUACCGCUGCCACACCAUCCUAAACUGCACCAAUACCUGUCCGAAGAACCUCAAUCCGGCCAGGGCCAUUAUCCAGUUGAAGCAACUGCUGUCGGGCGCCAAAAAGAAAAACAAGCCGGAGCUCCAGACCGAUGGCCUGUUCUUGGGCAAGUAAGGGACGAACACUCUUCCAUGAACGAUUUACUUUACACCUCGUUCCAUUACGCCUGACACUGUCCCACACUUCUAACCGAACGCAACACUGGUUAUGAAUGCCACUAAAUGCUAACAGUGAACGGAACUGAAAAGGAACUGAACUGAACAAAGUUAAAAGUUAAAAACAAACACAAUUUACAACACUGGUUAGGGUUUGUAACACUCAAUUGCAACGAUAUUCAACGCUGUCUAUGAAAGCCAUGAGACGUUAGCUAUAAAGAACUAUUAACACUCUUAACUGAAUCCCCAACAGACUUUAACAUGCUUCAGACACUGCUUCAGACAUGUUUCAGCACUGUUUAUGAAUGCCAAAUCAACGGAAAGUAGAACAUGGGAUGUAAUGUUAUAUCGUCAUUUUUACUGAAAUCAGAGAAGUCUUCAAGUUUGUGAGAUCGAUCCAGCACUGCUUAUGAAUGCCUAAAACACUUAAAUGUCACGAUAUCCAACACUGUUUUUGGCUUACUAAAGCCCCACAGCUAUGAAUGCAGAAACCCU